AUGAAUACUAGCAUGAAUGUUUCUCUGAACGUGCCGGUCAAUGUGAAGAUCCUUAAUUAUGCCAAACAGCUCAGUCCCAACAACAUUGUUGACUUACCUGUCACUGAGCUUGUGGAUUCUCAGCUUGCUCUGGUAAUUGAUAGUUACCGAAGAAACGAUUUCAUUGGCGUGUUUAGUCCAAUGGUGAUAAAUUUCUUGACAAAAAAACUUAACAGUAUCUUUAAUCCGGACCAGGAUUUGGAUUCACAUCAGGCACAAGGCCCUUACGGAACUUUGGGUAAGGUCGUAGCCAUAAAUUACGAGAACGGAACCCAGAUUAGCAGUGUCAGGAUUCAAACUUUUGGGAAUAUUAGCGAAGUCGAUUCAAUGAAUGCUAUUUCAGCUACAGUAAUCCCCGGUAAUUUUCCACAACAUCAAAUGAUGAAUCAAACCCAGGGCCCACCAAAUUACACACAAUUAGCAGCACCUCCAGUAAGCAAUGCUAUCACUCCUUACCAACCACAAGACGCUGAUGAAUUAGAAUCCGAAUCCGACUAUGAAUCCGAAUCCGAAUUCGACUCUGACCAGGAAGAAGGGCUCAAGAAGGCUCAUCUUUACUCUACUAAGACCCUUAAAAAUCCAGAUGUUCGGCAUUUAUUAGAGAUGCCUGAUGAACCAAAGAGCCACAUAAAUGCUUUUGAAAGAAACAGAAUUAUCCGCGAAAUAGCUGGUGUCUCACCCAAGAGAAGGGUCAAAAAAUUAUUGAAGAGUGCUAAACGCCAAGAAUACGUUCAACUCGAACAAUCUUUUAAUAAUAUGUCAUUAGCAGAAGUUAAAGAUGGAUUGUACAAUGAGAUCACCAAAUCAUCCUUGUUUCUCAAGGAUAAGACAAAGCCAAAGCUUUUAAAAUACGAUAAUGAUGUUAAAAAGUCACACUUAUCAUCUAUUGGCAAUAAUAAAGGUCAUAAUUACCCGUCAGCAGCAGCGGUUUCCCGUCAUCCCAAACUUCAACUCCCUUAUUUUGGGCUGAAUGCUCAAAAAUACUUACUGGGGCCUACAUCUGCUCAAUAUUCAACAGCUUCUGCUCUUGCUCCUCAAAGAUCUGCUAAGUUACAUAAAUCAAAACCAAAACGUCCAACCAUCACUUGCCUUUUGAUUCCGGUUAGCGAACCUGUGUUUCCAACGCUUUCAAUUCCUGAUCUUCGAAUAAUAAACCCAAUUCAGAAGAAAGCUAUUAUUCAAAUGGCAGAUAAUGACCAACUAAUUGGUCUCUUUUAUAUCAAAGAUUCUCGUUUCAAAUCUUUUGAUAUUAUCACUUCUCCAACUGAUAUUCAUGAAUUUGGGGUUUUAGCUCGUAUCAGUAGCUAUUCGAGCUAUACUGAUGAAGAAACUGGAUUGAAACCAUUACUUGUGUCAUUGAUUACUACUAGUAGUGCUAAGAUAGAGUCUAUUGUUCCCCCAAAGAAAACACUAAAUCAAACAUUGGAUAAGGAAGAGAAUAAUACUUUAAGAGGUCAGAAAGAGCAGAUGAAAGAUUUUCAAACCACCCAGCUUCAGGAUAUGGUAUGUCUUGGAAAUGUGGUUAUGUAUUCUUCGAAGUUUAGUAAACGCGAAAAAGAAGAUAUAGUUGAUACUACGAGGAAGAUUAUCAAAAAGGUUUCUAAGCUAUAUUAUGUAUCUUUAAAGAACACUAAAUGGGCUGUUCCUGAAUUCUCAGAUAAAUAUUUGGAGAUACUUGAGAGGAAUCAUCAUAAUAUGCAUGCGGUUUAUGAAGGUGAUCCUAAGAAUUUUGAUUUUUAUAAAGUUGAAAAUGAUUCCGUGGAGAUGAUUAACAUCAAACUUAAUGUUGUGAUAGAGAUCAUCAAACAUUAUUAUCUUUUGAAAUUUGGCAAACAAGCCGCGGAUGACAGUCUGAUCAAACUCAAAUAUUAUCUCGAAGUUUUACAAAAUGUUGCAGAAAAUUUGAAACUCCAUUCUAAGACGAGUGAUGUGUUGAAUAUAUUGGAAAUGGAACUUGCUAAUACUUCCUCCAAGUUAAUAGCUCCUGGAAGUAAACCAAAUGUCAAAAGAAUUUCUGCCCCAUCCGAUAUUUCACGUCGUCCUGGUACCGCCCGAGGUUUUGAUUUGAUUAGUGACACUGAUUCUAUGGACUCUGAAUCAUCUUCUAUCCAGUCACCAGUUGUUGAGACUCCUGGUGCUAUCAAAAGUCCUCAUGAGGGCUAUCAUAUUAACCUUGAUCGUCAUGGAUCAACUGCUGGAAUCACAUACAUUAAAGAUCUACUGAAUGAAAAAGAGCACUCAGAAAUGGCUCCAGGUGCCACAAAAUUAUCACCAGAAGACAGUAGCGGCACAAAUGAUACCUUACUAUCGUCAUUUAGUGAACAAAAAGUCCUGCAAGGAGAAGAAGGUCCUAUUGGAAAGGACAAAAUUAAUAAUUCUACGUUGAAUUCUGACGGACCAACGAAUAGAAAGCCUGAUGUUAGCCCUAUUAAGUCUGGGGAGCUGAUCAACUAUAAUAGUCCCCCAUUUCAACCAGCGGAUCUAGUAAAUUCAGGUGAUGAUGGCAAUAUCACUCAUGGCAAAAGUAACACCUACUAUAUCACCAACAAUUAUUACUACUCUAAUCCAAGGCAUGUCAGCGAUGGGCUCUCUGCAAGUGAAGAAAUGCUUACCUCCAUAAAGAAUGAUUCCACAGUAACUCCCCACAGACCCGGCGGUCAAAGUUCUGUUUUGACUUCUACACCAACUGCGAAAGUGAGUUAA
This is a messenger RNA of Saccharomycopsis crataegensis, 2742 nucleotides long. RefSeq lists its product as uncharacterized. The record is from RefSeq and is a predicted model, not a curated record. The transcript has a single exon. NCBI's taxonomy places the organism in Eukaryota, Fungi, Ascomycota, Saccharomycetes, Ascoideales, Saccharomycopsidaceae. The coding region runs from base 1 to 2742 and encodes 913 amino acids.